Bacillus rossius redtenbacheri is the source of this 2557-nucleotide messenger RNA. Its product is annotated as cGMP-dependent protein kinase, isozyme 1-like. Lineage: Eukaryota; Metazoa; Arthropoda; Insecta; Phasmatodea; Bacillidae. The record is from RefSeq and is a predicted model, not a curated record. Gene Ontology annotation, biological process: protein phosphorylation. Gene Ontology annotation, molecular function: cGMP-dependent protein kinase activity; ATP binding. The transcript is spliced from 15 exons. The coding region runs from base 89 to 2176 and encodes 695 amino acids.
AGACAAUGGCCCUCCUCCAUAUCGGCUGAGACAACCAGAGCAGGUUGGUCUCUCCGCUUCCAUAGCACGUCGUCUGCUGACAGGAGCUAUGAAGUUCAGUUGUUUCCCAUCCAUCAUACCGACGACCGGGAAAUGGACACCAGCUAUCCUUGCCAGCGAUGGAAGAUUGCACGGCUCCAUCAUACAGGCGACCCGUGUCGGUCACGCCCGCGCGCCCCGUGCCCCGCAGAAGGACCCGGAGCGGGAGGAGCCCUCGCCGGCGGCGCGGAAUAGCGCGGCCGCGCGCCGCGCCAACGGGUCGGCGCUCGUGGCCCCGGCCGCCAGGGCGUCGCAGGCGCCGGACUUCCCCAAGUGCAAGGCCAAGAGGGUGGGCAUUCGCGACCAAGUGCGCAAGACUUCCGACGUCGAGAUAGCUUUCUACCGCAAGGAUCAAAGGGAAGAAGACCUUAUCAGGGGUGCCAUAAUGGCAAAUGACUUCCUGAAUAACCUAGAGCCGAACCAAAUAGACCUGGUUGUCGGUGCCAUGUACCACCAACAUCACUCAGACAACUCGUUCAUCAUAACUGAAGGAGAGCCAGGUAACCACCUGUACGUGUCCGGAGAGGGCGAGUUCGAGGUGCAGAAGAGGGGUCAGUUGCUGGGCACGUUCGGCCCCGGACGUGUCUUUGGAGAGCUCGCCAUCCUCUACAACUCCCCGCGCAACGCUUCCAUCCGAGCAAUGAUGGAUGCCAUGGUCUGGGUGCUGGAGCGGGAGGUGUUCAAGAAGAUCAUGAUGGUGUCCAGCAUCCAGAGGAGCCAAGACAGCGUCAAGUACCUGCGCAGCGUCCCGCUUCUCGAGAAGCUCAGCGAGCAGAACCUCGCCGAGAUGGCAAACCUGCUCAAAGUGAAAUUCUAUGCCCCUGGCACUAUGAUUGUGGAAGAAGGUACCCAAGGUGAUGAGUUCUACAUAAUCAGUGGUGGAAGUGUCAAAAUCACAAAACGAAAACCAGGUUCCACCGACGAGGAAGACCACGGAACGCUAGUGAGGGGCGACUACUUCGGGGAGCAGGCGCUACUGCACCAGGUGCUACGGCAAGCGACCAUCACCGCUCUGUCCCCCGGGGUGGAGUGCCUCGUUCUGGGAAGAGAGCCUUUUGAAAAACUGCUUGGUGGUAUUGAGGGUCUGAGGGAGAAAAUCUACCCAACAGUUGUUUCACACCAAGCUAAAGAAGUGUACCAGGAGAUCAACCUGAAGGAGCUGCAGCGCGUGGGGACGCUCGGUGUGGGGGGCUUUGGGCGGGUCGAGCUGGUGCAGUACAAGCGGAACAAGAAGCUCACCUUCGCCCUCAAGUGCCUGAAAAAGCACUUCGUGGUGGACCAGCAGCAGGAACAGCACGCCUACAACGAGAAGGCGGUCAUGCUCGAGUGCGCCGAGUGCCCUUUCAUCACGAGGUUAUAUCGGACGUACAAGGACAGCAAGUACGUCUACUUCCUCAUGGAGCCUUGCCUCGGCGGGGACGUGUUCACGGUGCUACAGAAAUACCGCAGGUUCCCCGAGGAGGCGGUGCGGUUCAUGACGGGAUGCGUCGUCGAGGCAAUAGACUUCCUCCACAGCAAAGGCUUCAUCUACAGAGAUUUGAAACCAGAGAAUUUGCUGCUCGACGCACACGGCUACCUUAAAAUGAUCGACUUCGGCUUUGCGAAGCGGAUCGGAACCAGCGGCAAGACGUGGACGUUCGCCGGCACUCCAGAGUACGUGGCCCCGGAGAUCAUCCUGGGCAAGGGCCACGAUAGGGCUGUCGACUACUGGGCUCUCGGCGUGCUCGUAUACGAACUGCUCUACGGAGGGCCACCCUUCAGAGGCAACGAUCACCUGAAGACUUACAGUUUGAUAAUCAAAGGAAUUGACGUAGUGAAGUUCCCCCACGAAAUCAGUCGGGACGCCAAGUCCUUGAUAAGAAAACUAUGCAGACUUGUGCCCACGGAAAGACUCGGCUACCAAAGGAAUGGUAUAACAGACAUAAGACAGCACAAAUGGUUUGAUGGCUUUGACUGGGAUGCCCUGAGGCAGAGAUCAUUACCAGCUCCUAUCGUGCAGCCUGUUAAGAGUAACACGGACCUCAGCAACUUCGACAAAUACGAUAAGGAAAAGGAAACACCGCCAGACGAAACUUCAGGCUGGGAUAAAGAUUUUUAACGUCAAAGCCUUAAGUGAGCUGAAACACCGGAAAGCAAAAUAUGGAAGUACAUACAUUUUCUGGCAAAUACUACCUUCCUUGAAUGAGAUACAAAUGCAAGGCAUUCACUGUUGUAAUUUUUUCCCAACAAAACUUUCUAAGUCGCUUAUUUUUAUAAUAGAGUAACAAAAUCAAGAUGAUAAGUAUUUACAUUAAUUAGUCUCUGUAUUUUGUUAUAUUUCUUACAGUUCUAAACUUUGUAUAAAAGAAGAAUGAAAAAUUUCAACUUGUACAGUAAUCACCUAAAAUAGUUUUUCUGUUAAUGUUUUGUAAAAUAAUUUUAUUUAAAUAGAUUUUGGCUUUAUUUUUAUAAAAACUUUACAAAAGUAAAACCAAAUAAA